Molecule: messenger RNA, 408 nt
Organism: Symbiodinium sp. CCMP2456
Lineage: Eukaryota; Dinophyceae; Suessiales; Symbiodiniaceae
Source: the annotation of a GenBank genome assembly
AUGAUGUCGCUUUUCUGCCGCAAGAUUUCCGGCGAUAAUCUUGGACGUGGUAGCACUGGACCCGUGAGGCAGUCGGAGAUGGAAGUUGUGAGCUCGGACGACGAGGAGAGGCCAACGGGCUUGCAAAGCACAUCCUGCCCAUCUCAUGAGGCAGUCAAAGACGAGGUGAAGAUGGAAGACGUCAAGAUGGAAGAUGCAGUCAAGGAGGAGCUUGCUGAGAUGAAGAUGAGGGUUCAGAUCUUGGCAGACGACAGCGACACGGAUGCCGACGAUUGUCCGAAGACGCCUCCCGUUCGCCCGCGCCGCCACCAGGAGGUCUUGAGUGCAGAGAAGGAAGCAGGACCCUGCAAAGCGCCAACUUCCGGCUUGGAGGAAAAAGAAAAGGCCAAGAGCCUGGACCUUGAGUGA